AACAACACGGAAGCGACAGAGUGAACGGAGAUAGAUAUAGUUACACAUGUUAACGGAUUUAACCCGGGUUAGCUGUGUGUGUAAACAGGAGUUAGCAGAGUGGGGGGGAUGCGGAGACAGAAGUACUUCACCCCCGCGGAGGUGUCCGCUCACAACACCGCGGCCGACCUGUGGGUGUCGUUCCUGGGCAAAGUGUGUGACCUGAGCCCGCUGAUGGACCAGCACUCAGGACACGCUCUGCUGUUGCCCAUCCUGGAGUGUGCAGGGAAGGACAUCAGCUGCUGGUUCGACCCCGAAACUAAAGACGUCCUGAGAUAUGUGGAUCCCCUCACUAACUGUGGGAGGUACUACACCCCCAGGGGGCGCUUUGUGCACGUGCCCCCGCCGGUCCCUCGCUCGGACUGGGCCAGCGACAUCGGACCGCCCUGGUGGAGGGACGGAUGCUACGACGUGGGACUGCUGUCCGCCAAAACCAGGUGGAUACGAGUGGUCAACACGCUGACAUCACAGGAGCAGCAACUGCAGGUGUGUUCAGAGGAGACUCUGGCUGAGAUCCUCCAGCGUUACUUGCGCUACAACUCUCACGGCCGCAGCUACACCUGGAAACACGACGGAACGACUCUGGACAUGAGCCGGACGCUCAGCGAGAACAACGUCCUGGACAACGACAGCGAGCUGCAACAGCUGCGGCUGGACGGAGACCGCUUCAUCCCCGCCAUCCUCCUGCACUUCAACGACGACCUUACGGAGGGCUGACCUCUGACAACACCCUGUGAGCAUUGAAUAUGUGUUACUUUGUAACAUUGCUUCAUUAAAAUUAGUAAA
Cottoperca gobio is the source of this 825-nucleotide messenger RNA. RefSeq names its product cytochrome b5 domain-containing protein 1-like. Lineage: Eukaryota; Metazoa; Chordata; Actinopteri; Perciformes; Bovichtidae. Gene Ontology annotation, biological process: cilium movement. The record is from RefSeq and is a predicted model, not a curated record.